GGAUGAUGCGCAAGCAAUCCACCGCCGACUCCCUGACCUGGGGCUAUAGCAAGGAGAACGGACCUGAUAACUGGCAUGUAUCUUACCCAAUAGCCAAAGGGAACAAUCAGUCACCUGUUGCAAUUCUUAGCAAAGAUGUCUUCAAAGACCCUGCUCUUUUGCCUUGGUUUACUGGCUAUGAUCCAGGUGCAGCUAAGAACAUAAGAAACACUGGGAAAAUAUUGCGGAUUGCAUUUGAUGAUACUUUUGAUCGCUCAGUUCUUAGGGGAGGACCACUUUCUGGGAUUUACAGGCUCCGUCAGCUUCAGAUCCACUGGGGUUCUACCAGUGACAAAGGUUCAGAGCAUGUGGUGGAUGCAAAAAGGCAUGCAGGAGAGAUUCAUUUGGUACACUGGAACUCCUCCUAUAGUAAUUAUGCUGAUGCUUUGAGAAAAACUGAUGGCGUGGCUAUCAUAGCCAUUCUAAUGCAAGUAGGAAAAAACCCUAAGCCAGAAAUGAAAAGAAUUAUUGAAGAAAUAGACGCUAUCAAAACAAAGGGAAAAGAGGCUCCUUUUCCAAACUUUGAUCCUUCCAUCCUCUUCCCUCAAAAUCGAAGUUACUAUACUUAUCAAGGCUCUUUUACAAUGCCUCCGUGUGAAGAGUGCGUUACCUGGAUUGUUAUGAAAGAGCCUAUCAGUGUUGAUGAGCAGCAGAUGUUAAAGCUGCGUAGCCUUUCUAGCAAUAGCGCAGAAGAUCCUCACUGUCCUUUACAGGACAACUGGCGGCCUCUUCAGCCUCUCAAUAACAGAAUGAUACGAUCAACAUGUCAAUAGACUCUCCACUACAGUUGCUGUCUUGAGUCAUGAAGAUCUAAGGUUUUACACUCAUGUUGUAUAUAGGUGGUACUUCCUCUGGAUCUAUGCUGUUGAGCCAUUGAUCUAUUAAGCAAUGAAGCAGGGCAAGUUAUUAAAUGAAUAUAACUUCUGUAGGAGGAAAAAAUAACGAUAGUAAAACUUUAACUUGUCUAUUGAUAUGCUGUGGACUCUCUCUUCAUAUGUCAUAUACCAUUUGCCAUGAUGUUACAGAGACUGAGAAGUGUCUAUCAAAUGCUUCCUUGCUAGCCUUACUCAUUUGGCUGCUCCUGCCUACUGAACUGGCUAAACUGUUUUCUGCAAUCAGAUGUCUUUUCCAUGUGUGGGUUUGAUCUUAUCCUGAUUUGAUUAUUUAGUCAUUUAUUCUGUAGCAAUGCAGAUAGUGUGCAUUAUAUUCAGAAUCGCUGUUAUAAAUGGGAAGAAAUUUCAUAAUGCAAUGAGAUUUUCA
This is a messenger RNA of Pseudonaja textilis, 1299 nucleotides long. RefSeq names its product carbonic anhydrase 3-like. Gene Ontology annotation, cellular component: cytoplasm; cytosol. NCBI's taxonomy places the organism in Eukaryota, Metazoa, Chordata, Lepidosauria, Squamata, Elapidae. The record is from RefSeq and is a predicted model, not a curated record. Gene Ontology annotation, molecular function: carbonate dehydratase activity; zinc ion binding.